AUGAAGUGUCAAAGUCAUUUUUGGGUGGCAAGCAAUGAUCCUCAUCCAGCUAAAAUUCGUCGGCAACGUUCUGUUGGUAAAAAUAUGUUUGCAAUUUUCUUCAUGAAGUCCGGCUUUAAUACAAUCAUUCCUCUUGAAAAUGGUAAAACAGUUACAGCUGAGUGGUGUACAAAUGAAGGUAUUACACAGGUACCCAAACAAGUGGAGAAACAUCGACGUCUCAAUGGUCUUCUUAUUCAUCAUGACAAUGCACCUACACGCAGGACAGCACUAACAAUGGAAUAUUUAGAUACUAAAUACGUCAAAUUGAUAGGCCAUUCAGCAUAUUCACCAGAUCUAAGUCUGUGUGAUUUUUGGCUGUUCCCAAAAAUUAAAGAGCAAUUUCGUGGUAAAAACUUUCAGGAUAUUAAUGAACUUGAUGAUGCUGUCAGAACACAAAUAGACUGA
Molecule: messenger RNA, 447 nt
Organism: Rotaria socialis
Lineage: Eukaryota; Metazoa; Rotifera; Eurotatoria; Philodinida; Philodinidae
Source: the annotation of a GenBank genome assembly